AUGGGGAGAUUCAGCGCUCAGCUUGUUUUGGUCCUCGCUACCAUAUUUGGCUGUUUACAAAUACCUAUGGUAUUUGGUGAAACCUUGGAUGAAAAAAUAGAGAGAACAACUGAGAUAUGCGUUAAUCAAACAGGCAUCAGCGAAGAGCAAACCGACCUUUUAAUGGACGAUGAAUUUGAACAUUUUGACGAAGAACAUUUCACCCACGAUAUGAGAUGCUACAUGCAUUGCUUCCACAAGAAUUUCGGUAUAAUCGAUAAAGAUGGUAACCCAAUAGAAAAGGAAUUUGUAUCCUUCAUGGAAGUGCGCUUUUCACAGAAAAAGGACAAGGUGAUGGCUGCUAUGGAGAAAUGCAGGAAAAUAGUUGAUCCAGAUCCCUGUGAACAUGUCUUUAAAUUCGAAAUCUGUAUGGCUCACACCAUUGAGUUGGAUAAAUGGCACAUAUAG
Stomoxys calcitrans (stable fly) is the source of this 447-nucleotide messenger RNA. RefSeq lists its product as uncharacterized. Gene Ontology annotation, biological process: sensory perception of smell. Lineage: Eukaryota; Metazoa; Arthropoda; Insecta; Diptera; Muscidae. The transcript has 2 exons. Gene Ontology annotation, molecular function: odorant binding. The record is from RefSeq and is a predicted model, not a curated record. Bases 1 to 447 code for a protein of 148 amino acids.